Molecule: messenger RNA, 1209 nt
Organism: Chaetomium fimeti
Lineage: Eukaryota; Fungi; Ascomycota; Sordariomycetes; Sordariales; Chaetomiaceae
Exons: 1
Coding region: 269-1075 (268 amino acids)
Biological process (GO): carbohydrate metabolic process
Molecular function (GO): hydrolase activity, acting on carbon-nitrogen (but not peptide) bonds
Source: RefSeq, a predicted model, not a curated record
GGCCAUUUUGCCCCUCUUGCCUAAAAUGGUGCAGUGGGUGACGUGAAUUCCCCGCCGAGCGACACAAGUUUGCAACUGCCGAGCUUUGAGAAGAACCAGUCGGGAGGGCACCAUGUCAUCACUGCUAAGGGGAUACAUGUAGGUUAGCCUCCACUGGCCUUCCACUCGUUAAGAUCCUAACUUCCCAACCCAAAACCCUCAUCGCCCAACCACCAACACACACAUCCAAAAACCCCACUCAUCCAACCCUCCAAAUCCACCAUCCACCAUGCCCCCCCCACCGCGCUGGCCACCCCCCUACAAAGCCGCCAUCUCCUUCACCAUGGACAACCUCGGCGAAGCGCAAGACAUGCUCAAGGGCACCUGGGCAGGCCCCGUCGGCACGCACCCCGCCGUGACCGACCAGCUGCCGCGCAUGCUGGCGCUGCUGGACGAGCACCGCGUGCGCGCCACCUACUUCGCCGAGGCCUGGAGCCUGGGCGUGUACCCGGACGCCGUGCAGGCCCUGGCCCGCGCGGGCCACGAGGUCGCGUGGCAUGGGUUUCAGCAUGAGGUCUGGGGUGGGCUGGGUGAGGAGCAGGAAAGGGAGAGCUUUGAGAGGAGUUGGGAGGCGGCGGAGGCGCAGGGGGUGCGGUAUGUGGGGUUUAGGCCGCCUGGGGGUGUGGUGAAUGAACGGAGUUGGGGGUUGUUGAGGGAGCGGGGGGUGGAGUAUGUUUCGCCGUUGGGAGAGUUUGGGAUGGGAAGGGAAGGGGUGGUGGUGUUGCCGUUUGAGUGGAGGGCGGUGGAUGCGUUUUGGUAUAUGGAGAAGUUUGGUGGGAUUCGGAAAGAGUAUGGGGAGAGGGAGAUAUUGCUGAGUCCUGGAGAGUUUAAAGGGUGGUUGAUGCGCGAGAUUGAUGAGACUGUCAAGACGGGUGGUUUCAUGUCCAUAUUGUUCCAUCCGUUCCUGCAGACAAGUGAAGAGAAGUUUGAGGUGAUGAAGGCGGUCUUGAAGAGGAUCAGUGAGGAUGGGGAAAUAUGGGUUGCGCCGUGCAAGGAGGUUGCAGAGUGGGUGAAGGGACACCCCGAAGGUUUUUAGGCCAAAUAUACAAUGUGAAGACAAGUAAUGGAUUGUAUCUCAGAACACGGGGCUUUGACAGACCGAGGUAUUCUCUAGAUCAUUUUAUGCUGUUGGGAACGAAUAACAUCACGUAUCUUAGGGGGCCAUAACCC